AUGUCGUGUCCACUCUUGCAGUUUCGAUACGUGCCAGUGUGUGAUCCUCCUCUCUCUAGCAGGAUAGAACCGUUUUUACAGAUAUCCAAUGAAAUUAACUCAGAUUCAGAGAAAUUGAGUCAACUUCAGAAAAUCAUCCACCAGCAGCAGGACAAUUUAUCCCAGCAAUUGGGCAAUGACAAUAACUUUCCCGUGGAGGAGCAAUUUCUCAAAUCACAGAUCUCCAAUCUAUUGAAGAGGCAGGGACAAAUGGCCAUCAAACUCUGCCAAGAGCUAAUCAGUCACAUUUCAGACCACAGGUGUAAUCUGUGACAAUGGUACCAAAACAGUUGCUAUUAUUUUACAACAAAUGAAGAGAAAACCUGGACUAACAGUAGAAAGAACUGCAUAGACAAGAACUCCACCUUGGUGAAGAUAGACAGCUUGGAAGAAAAGGAUUUUCUUAAGUCGCAGCCAUUACCCAUGUUUUCUUUCUUUUGGUUGGGAUUAUCAUGGGACCCCUCUGGCAGAAGUUGGCUAUGGGAGGAUGGCUCUAUUCCCUCUCCAUCCUUAUUUAGUACCAAAGAACUUGCCCAGAUCAAUGGAUCCCGAGGAUGCGCUUAUUUUCAAAAAGGAAAUAUUUAUAUUUCUUGCUGCAGUGCUGAAAUUUCUUGGAUUUGUGAGAAGACAGCUGCCCUAGUGAAGAUUGAAGAUUUGGAUUAA
Messenger RNA from Propithecus coquereli (Coquerel's sifaka), 702 nucleotides. It is a transcript of the gene CLEC12B, whose product is annotated as C-type lectin domain family 12, member B. The record is from RefSeq and is a predicted model, not a curated record. Lineage: Eukaryota; Metazoa; Chordata; Mammalia; Primates; Indriidae. The transcript is spliced from 5 exons. Gene Ontology annotation, molecular function: protein phosphatase binding; signaling receptor regulator activity. Gene Ontology annotation, biological process: negative regulation of signaling receptor activity; natural killer cell inhibitory signaling pathway. Gene Ontology annotation, cellular component: external side of plasma membrane.